UGCGUUUUCCCGUGAUGUGAUUUCGAUGUGUUCGUUCCACGUGUCCGAGCUGCUUCUUCGUUUCAAAUACAUUUGGCGCCGCUGCCUAUUGUUUGAGCCUGUGCUCACGAUGAAAACACGCAUCGCAGAAACCUGAAAGCCCGCCAAAAGAGCUCUAAAAACCGCAUCCCAGACCUGCCGGCAGACUUCCGAGCUAAGCCUGAUUAAACAAAAACGUUUGAUCCGGCGGAAUAAUGUGUUUGAUAUUACAUCCCAUGUCAACAAGGAACUGCGCUGUCUGUCUUCGCCCCCAACAGGUUUUAUUCUUCCGGGUUUUUCAAAUCUUUACCAACCCGCGUCCGAUCGUAAUACCCCGAUCACAACAAAUAGUUGAUCGUGCUCCGAUGGCUCCAAACAUCAGCCGGCAAGGAAGUUACGUUUUUCGCUUCUAUAUUUUGACCCAAGUGAUGGCUGGUCGUGGUUCAUCAGCGUUUGUUUUGAAACUGAUGGGUACCACAAGGCAUGAAGGAGGUGACUUGCAGCAGCAAGGCACUGCAAGCCUUCGCAGCAACUGGCUAGCCAGUGCUGCUCUGUUCUGAACUGCACUGCGUGUCAUGCGGAGGUUUUGUGCAAGCUCUCUGGGCGGCGACGCUAGCCACGAUUGGCUUCGUGGAUGCACAGAAAUACUCAAGGCGCUUGACGUCUGUGGCUCAUCUGUAUUGUUUUUCCCGGUACCACGGCAUGAAGGAGCUGGCCUCCCUCCCUUCCAUCAGCUGCGAGAUACUACAAGCACUGGGCUACAGCUGCAGCUAGCCCAUGGGUACCGUUCUGCGUCCUGUACUGCAUCUAGUUCGAAAGGCCAUGUGAAAGGCAGCGGCACAGCGUUUACAAACCGGACUUUGCCCUUCACCGAGGGGAAAGUCUACCGACUGGCCCUACAGUUGGUACCGGGGACCAUGACAUCAGUGAGCUGGCUUUCACCUUGUCCAAGGCAGCAGCGGAACACUACGGGCGGGACCCUGGAUCACUGCACCAUGGAUGCCGUCCUGUACCCUGCACGGCACUGCGUGUGGCUUAAGUGGCCAAGCAGAGGGUCAUUGCAUGACUUUUAUGAGGCGCCGCUAGCCAUUGUUUCAAACCACCCUGAAUCGUGGAUCAAGCCUUGCAAGAUGGAAGUUCUCUUUAGGCCCAGCGCCUCUUGAUGGAUCAAGUCUUGUACCCCAUUCCCUCGUGUCUUUCAUAUAAGUAAAUUGUUGGUAUUUCUUUUA
This is a messenger RNA of Ixodes scapularis (black-legged tick), 1247 nucleotides long. RefSeq lists its product as uncharacterized. Bases 594 to 1181 code for a protein of 195 amino acids. Lineage: Eukaryota; Metazoa; Arthropoda; Arachnida; Ixodida; Ixodidae. The record is from RefSeq and is a predicted model, not a curated record. The transcript has 6 exons.